This is a messenger RNA of Macrosiphum euphorbiae (potato aphid), 510 nucleotides long. The record is from the annotation of a GenBank genome assembly. Lineage: Eukaryota; Metazoa; Arthropoda; Insecta; Hemiptera; Aphididae.
AUGGUCCAGCUCGGUACGAUCAACAGGAUCAUCAAGGCUUACGCGUUGGUCGGCUUUUGUGUGGCUGCGUACGCACUUCAUGUGGAAAUCUCACUGGAAAAUGAUCCGGAUUUCGAGCCACUGUGUGACCUCAGGGAAUACGUCAAAUGUUCUCCAGCGUUUAUUUCACCAUACGCCAAAGGUUUUGGGAUCGUCGGAUAUAUAUUCGGCGAAGAUUCCGCUUUCAACGUGCCCAAUGGACUCACCGGAAUGUUAUUCUACACCCUGUCAUUCGCGUUGAGUUGUUCGGACAGUGAUAAACUCUUGAACAUCCACUACUACCUGGCGAUCGCGUCCAACGUGUCCACAUUUUACUUGGCUUUCGUAUUGGUGUUCGUCGUUCAGGAACUGUGUUUGGUUUGCUUGACCACGUACUUCAUAAAUGCUAUAAGCCUGCUGUGUAUAUCGUCCAAACGGCGGAAAUUGUUGUCGCUAUCCGUGCACCUGCACAAACCCUGCAAAGGCGAUUAA